CCUCCCUGCUCCUCGCCGUGAGUGGUCAGCUUCAGUCCUGCCUAAGCGCGGGGCUCAGCUGCAGCAACAGCACCCGCAGCAGCCAGCAGAGUCACCAUGGCGGCGAUUAACUGUUCUUCGCCCAUCUGGCAUGCCCUCAAUAUAAACCAGUAGCCCUCAUUGUCUGCCUCGCAUCUUGUUCUAUUGUUUCGUCUCUCCCCACCCUCCUUUUUCGCUUGUUCUGUCCGCUGUCUCGUAAUCUCAUACGAGCUUGUCGCACAAGAUGCCUCCUCUCCCAAGCGAAGUGUGCUUGCUCACGGUCUUUGUUGACGUCCACUACUACUUCUCGGCUCCUACACCGCGGCCCUUGCACCACCGCUUCGACAAAGGUUCCUACCUGUACAUUUAUCAUGAUGCCGUCCAGAACAAGGCGAGAAUCGAGAUCGCGAAUCACCCAGGAUUGCCCGAGCAGGAUGCUUUCUGUGGAUCUCUGGGAACUGUUCAUCUGCGCAAUUCGGAUAAAUUCCCUACUCUCUGCACCUUGACUGUACAUGCUCAUCGACAGAAUACAUCCGGGCCACCAACACCUACGAGCAUUGGCCAAAACGAGUGGCUCCUGCUCAACGUUGACCCUCGCGAUGGAGGCAGGUCAUUUCUUCGACUCCAUACCCUAGAUCUCUAUUUCUGGACGUCGAAUGAUGCCGCUCUAUUUUUUGAAAAUGCUCGUAAAUUAUUGGCUCCUACGCAGCUCGAUGUUAUGCCAGCCCCUCAACAACCCCAGGCGCACGAGGUUGCAAUCAGCUCCGUAGUCCAGAAGCUAGAAAAUGUAGCGAUAACCGACCCAGCUUACCACAAUGGUCUGACGAGAAACUCUCAGACUGAGCCUGCCCCAAUACAACAGCCUCAGCCACAGCUGGCUCCUCAACAAUUUGCGCCUCCACCUACUCAGCCAACGCCAUCAGAACCAGUUAGUCCCUUAGAAGCCCCGCCCGCCUCCAAGCAAGAGGAAGCACAGAUCAACUAUACUCCUCUUGCGUACAAUCCUUCUGCGCCAGCCGCGCCAGAGCCCAUUAAGCCGCGCGAGAAAACGCCUCCACCGUCUGAUGGAGCAGCUGGAACUGGGCUUGCCGCUGCCGCCGUAUCAGAUCAUGGUCAGGCAUUCGCUCCUCCUCCAAUGUCUCCUGGAUUUCCCCCUCCCCCACCCACCCAGGCCCCGGGAUAUGGUGGACAAUAUGCAUCGCCGCCUCCAACAGCCGGUUUAGCCCACACGUCCUCUAUCUCCUCCCGUUCUUCAGGACACAACCACAACCAUCCUGGCAGCAUGUCGUUUGCUCCUCCUCCUACCGCUGCACAGGUACCACCAGCAGCUCCAGGCGCAGUGCCAUAUACGCCACCGCCGCAGGACCCAAAUGCGCACUUAUUCAGACAGCAGAGUUUUGGUCCGCCACCUGUAUCACCUCACAACCCAACACAUCAACAUUACCAGGGUGGCUAUGUCCCGCAGUCUGCCCAGCCACCAAUUGGUGGAUACGCGAACUAUUCUUACGGCCAGCCACAGCAACCGCCACCUGGAGGGAAUUCCUAUGACAUUCAUCACCAGGUCUAUCGGCCAACGGAAGCUGAAGGCAAUGCAAAAUAUGUCAAACAGAAUCAGCGACAGUCGACAUCGGGGAUUGGGAAAGGUGUUGGCAAGUUUCUGAAGAAACUUGACAAACUCUAGAGCGCCCUCCACUUCUCUAAAUAGAAAGGACCUGGGAGGACGUAGCAGUUUGCUCUGGAUUACCUUCCGCUUCCCAAUUUAACCCCGCAAACGUUCCACAGCGUGCUAACUUAGCUGCUUACUAUGAAUUGAAUCUUUCCUCUUUUGGCGCUCAACUCUGAUAUACACUACCCCUAUAUCGCCACUGCUGAUGAACCACCUUUUGCCUGACGGAUAAUUGGUAAUUUGUAUGAAGCGUUUUGUUAUUAUUUACUUAUAUUUUGGUAUAUUUGUUCCCAUAUGUUUGUUUUCGGCAUGAGCUCACGAAUUAGAAUGAGAAUAUAUGCGUUAAACCCGCAUGACUUCAGUGUUUUUCGUUGCUUUGCUUCCACUUUUGCCCUUUUUGGAUAUCUGUUUUUCAAUAUUUAGUAUUUUUUCCAAUUGAAUAUCAACAACAUUUUUCACUCGCUGCUCACCGAGCGUCCCAGGAGAACCAAAAAAAAUAAAAAAAAUAAUAUAUAUAUAUAUAUAUAUAUAUAUUCAGUUUGGUCAAACCUAGGAUAAUCUGAAUUGAUUGAUUGAAUAAGGCCCUGCCUUCAUUAAGGCAUGGAUGGGCCGUUCAGUCAAAGACGAAUCUUCUCGGGAAUCCCGCUCGAACUAGAAGAUGUGUGUGUCACAGUUUCAAGACUCAUUGACCUACCAAAUUACGUCAAAAAGGGCGUCACUUUGAUGCUGGAUAGAUAAAAUACCCACGGGACGCUCUCCCAAUCCAUAUACUUCACUGCUAGCCAGGGUGAUGCAGCUCCCCUCUCGGAUAUUAGUACUAUAUCAUUCUGCGUAGGGACAUCCUAAGGCAUCCAGCAAUAACAGGCUUCCCGACCUA
Messenger RNA from Blastomyces gilchristii SLH14081, 2561 nucleotides. RefSeq lists its product as uncharacterized. Lineage: Eukaryota; Fungi; Ascomycota; Eurotiomycetes; Onygenales; Ajellomycetaceae. The record is from RefSeq and is a predicted model, not a curated record. The coding region runs from base 263 to 1699 and encodes 478 amino acids. The transcript has 3 exons.